AUGGUGGUGAUCCCAAUAAACCACAACGAGCCCGACCCGGCGCCGCCGCCAAGGCCAGGGAGGCCCGCAAAUCAGCAACAACCCCCUCAGCAAUAUGGAGCAGUGACCGUGGCGGGGCCAUCGACGCAAAACUGGUGGGGCGAGGGGCUGCCGCCGCCCUCGUUUCGCAAGCCGACCAACCCGCUGCCGUGGAACGCGGUUCAGAAUAGGCCAAAACCCCAAGCCCAAGCCCCGCCCCCAAGCGAGGCGAGCGAUCUGGAGCGACGGCUGCAGGAGGUCCGGAAAAUUGAUGAAGCCAAAAACGCCGAGCCAAAACGACCGGCCACCCUGGAGGAGCUGGAGGAACGGCUGGCCGCGCUGAGGGGCUGUGAUGUGGAGCUGAUCCGCAAUCCGAGAGUUUGGUUUGACCCAAAACCGGGCGCCGACCUCGAGAGCGACACGCCGGCCGGGCUGAUCAACAUGGCGAUGGACCGGCAGAAGAUUGAGGACAACGUCGAUCGAGACUUGGAUGACAAAUUUCAGAGAAUUCGGGCCCGAUACCAGGGCGAGCAGCGGGACCCAGCUGGAGAACCGGACUCCAGUCAUCAAGACGACCCUCGACGCUCGCAAGUCUCUGAGUUUUCUCAAAACACCGAAUUUUCCGAGGCGACCAAUGAAGAGUUGAGGCAGAUUAAUGAAUUAAUGUCCGCCGCGGAAAACAAAGCUCGCCGUCAGCCAAAUCCGAAGCCGACUGACGACGAUUUGGACAAGGAGGCGAGGACCGUCUUGGCGGCUACUCGCCAAGCCUCCAUCGACAUCAACAAGAUCAACAGCGAAUUCUCCAAUUUUUACCAGAAGCGGAUUGAUGAUACCAAGGUAGACGAUGAUGAAGAUUCAAAUUCGAGCGGCAGCCUGGAUGCCGAGACACUGAGGCAAAUUAUGGAAGAAGCGGAAAGGGCAGAGGAUGAAGAAACGAGAAAAGAGGUCCACCAGCAAAUGGCCGCCCAGCGUCCAGCACCUCCAGAAGCCUCGAAAAAGCCCGGAUUUUUGGGGAAAUUUUUCAAGAAA
Mesorhabditis spiculigera is the source of this 1047-nucleotide messenger RNA. Lineage: Eukaryota; Metazoa; Nematoda; Chromadorea; Rhabditida; Rhabditidae. The record is from the annotation of a GenBank genome assembly.